AUCCUCUAUUAUCUAAGUAAGGCUCGUCGUCCCCCACCUUCGAUUUGUGUCUUGCUCGCAUUCUCUUCCUUGCACGUUCUUGCUCACCCGAUUCACGCUACACUUCUCAGUUAUAUGGGUUAUUUUUUUUUUAAAGAAUUUCAUGCCUAGUGUCGAUACUCUCUCAGUGAUGCGGCUGAUUUCUAUCGGGAUAAUUGGGUUUCGUGGGUUGUGGGUCUCGAGUUUUGGGUUCUAGCUUUUUGUCCAGCUGCGUCUCUCCGAGCUCUUCAUCUGCGAGAGUAUUCGAGCUGUGAUGCUUUUUUGUUGAAAUAGAUCCGGUGCAGCUAGAAUGGUCAGGUGUCGAUUUGUUCAUUUUUAAGAGCACGGACAUCGAGUUGGCGUUUGGUCUGCAGCCAGCAGCUACUUCCGUCUGUCACUGUUUUUUUCCGGAUUCUUUUUAAAAGAAUGCCGCACUGGCGAAUGCUCUGCCUUGAAGCCUGCCCUAUCAGGCGCUUGAUAUUGCCUCCAUCGACAUUAUCAUUGCUAAGGGGUUCAUCAUCACUGUUCCCAUUACCGUCGCCAUCGCGCUUUCGCGUACCUCCUCGUUUUCGUCUACGGUCAUCCUUUGCGGCCUUUUCCUCCACAUUUAACUUCACCUCAACUCCUACUUAUUGUUCCUCACUCUCUCGCUCUCAUCCAUCGUCUCGCUUAUUCGCUUCAUCUACCUCUCAGAUUUACAGCUUUACUCCCUCUUCUGCCAUGCAGUCCGUACGCAUCUCUUCCCCCGGUGAUAUUGCUGAUGCGUUGAUGGAAGCUCUUCUUUCCUUUGGUGCUGCGUCCUGCAGCAUUGAAGAUUCCAAUUUGGGUGCACCUCAAGAGCAAGAGAUAUAUUCGGAGGGACCAAUUCCUUGGCAAUCAGGCAAGCGGCAGCUAUGGAAAGAUAGCACCAUCACCGCUCUCUUCGCAGCAGGUGAGGAUGUAAGCGAAGCCUUGGCCAUGGCAGCCAAUUCUGUUGGACUCAAAGAGAUGCCACGUUAUGUUGUAGAAGUGCUUGAAGACUGUGACUGGGUCCUGGAAGUGGAGAGUCAGUUUAAGCCAGUUGAGGUUUCAGAAGGCCUCUGGAUUGUCCCCAAGUGGAGCCAACCCCCUGAUGCCAAGGCCCUGAAUGUAAUAAUAGAUCCAGGGCUCGCCUUUGGUACUGGAGAACACCCAACCACCCGGCUUUGUUUAAGAUGGCUGCAUUCUGUAGUCAGGCCUGGUGAUAAGAUAAUCGAUUAUGGGACGGGCUCGGGGAUUCUUUCUAUUGCUGCUCUUAAGAUGGGAUCUGUUCAUGCAGUUGGUGUAGAUAUUGACCCAGUAGCCAUCUCGUCGGCAGAAUAUAACGCUUCCUUGAACAAUCUUAAGCCCAAUACGUUGCAAGUGUAUGUCGCUCCUGCUGAUGGAGACGACCCUGUACCUAAGGAGUUUACAGACUUUGACGUUGUUGUAGCCAACAUACUAUUGAAUCCAUUGGUGGAGCUUGCGGGACGAAUUACAGGGUACUGCAAAACAGGAGGUCUUGUGGGCGUUUCCGGAAUCCUAGUGGAGCAGGUACCCAAAGUAAAGGAAGCUUAUUCUCUAUAUUUGGACGAUAUAUCUGUGUCGUAUGAUAACGGCUGGGCUUGUGUUAGUGGGAGAAAGAAAGGAAUCGUAGAGACAUCAGCAAGGCCAAGUCAGUCUCUGGAGUCUCAAACUUGAACACCCCAGCAGUCGCAUCAUUCUAGCAUUCAACUGCGAGUUGACUCUUACCUCGUUUAGGAAUCGCAGGCUAUCAAGGUUCCUAGUUGGCAUCAUAAUGACCAAGCACUUGAAGAUCCGUUUUUUAUGUAGAGUUAUUACUUGUACCUCGCUUACGGUUCAACUUUUCUAUUGAAGCUCCUGCACAAAAUUGAACAACGCAUAUAACUUCUUCAUGUGCAACCCGUAGUGGUUCUACUUCUCACUGCAAAUCCAAAUGUUAACAUCUGUUGGUGUUUCCUAAACCUUCAAUGAAUGAGCCGCCAUUUUUUCAA
Physcomitrium patens is the source of this 2030-nucleotide messenger RNA. RefSeq lists its product as uncharacterized. Gene Ontology annotation, molecular function: protein-lysine N-methyltransferase activity. NCBI's taxonomy places the organism in Eukaryota, Viridiplantae, Streptophyta, Bryopsida, Funariales, Funariaceae. Gene Ontology annotation, cellular component: mitochondrion. The record is from RefSeq and is a predicted model, not a curated record. Gene Ontology annotation, biological process: peptidyl-lysine trimethylation.